UAAAAAAACAUUAAUUGUCAUUUUCCAUACUGAGGCGGAUGCUGUUAAAAUUAUUUAUUUUGUAUUUUAUUGAAUCAUAAAACAAUAUUAAUCAUAAUUAACUAGUAAUGUAACAUCUAAGCUUUAUUAUAAAUGUAAAAUUAGUACUAGGUUAAGUUAAGAAUCCUACAAUACAGUAAAGAUGUGGUCGGUGUCACAAAACAUGGAUUUCUCGCCUAAGGAUGAAGUUAAAAGUGAACUAUUCACUUGCCGCGGGUGUCUAGGCACCGGGCGGCUUUACAACAUGUCGCAAUACGGACUGGCAGAGCCAUACCGACAGUUAGUGGGCGUUGAGGUGCAAGAGACCGACCUACUGCCGCAACACCUGUGCCACCUCUGCAGGGCCCUGAUAUUGAAGUUCAUACAGUUCCGCGAGAGAUGUCGUCGUGCGGAUACGCUUCUUCAGAACAUGCUCAUGCUGGCGCCAGUGAUCACAUUGGAAGACAUAGCGACAAUAGACCGUCAUGCAGAACAAAUAUCCCAUUCAUACUGCAAAACGAAUGUCAGCAUAGUCACCCAUUCAGAGCCCGAGCCACCACCAGAAACCCAGGAAAUACCACAGGAGAUCAUCCCAGAGUUACCACCAGAACUCCAAGAAUAUGCCGACUUCAAGGACAACUAUUCUGAUGUUGAGACGAAAUGUGAUGAUUUUCUUGAUACAGAAUUUGAGAUUCCGGUUAAGAGGACUAGAAAAAGGAAGUGUAAGAAGGAAGUGGACGAUGUAGAGGUGAAAGAAGAGAAGAAGAAGGUCAGGAAGAGUGCUAAGCCGAGGGUCAAUAAUUUGUACACGGAUCCAGAAGAUAGAUUAAAAUUCUCCCAAAAAUACGACGUGGACAUAAUAGUGAUGACCAAAGAGGAUGAAAUAAACGACAUGCUACAGCGUAAGAACAGUCCCAAGUACCUCAGGGCCCACAACAAGUGUGAACAAUGUUACAAAGGGUUUAUACACGAGGACACACUCAAGCGGCAUAUCAAAGAUAAGCAUGACCCGAGCCUGGAGCACGCGUGCGAGUUCUGCCGGUUCCGUUUUGGCAAGCGUGUGAACUUGACCGGCCAUUACAGACGCCACCACAAGUACAAGUAUGUGUGCCGCGUGUGCUCGGUGGUCACCAGGAUGCGAGAGCACGCGGUCCAACACUCGAAGAUGCACACUCAGAAGUUCGAGUGCAAAUACUGCGGGAAGGCUUUCAACACGAAGGGCACGACGUACCACGCGCACGUGCGCUCGCAGCACGGCACGCAGCUGCCGUGGUGCCGCGUCUGCGGCGACGCAUUCGUCUGCACCAAGACGCACCGCGAGCGGCUGCACAAGGAGACACUAAACCCGCCCCCCGAGCUGCACUGCGCCGCGUGCGACACGCAGUUCCUGAACGCGGCGGCGCUGCUUGCGCACGCGCACGCGGCGCAGUGCGGCACGCAGCACUGGUGUCUGCACUGCGGAGAAGGGUUCCAGCUGGAGAACGCGUUGAGAGACCACGUGUUGGCCAGCCACAAGGUUCAAUUCCCCUGCGAUAAGUGCAACAAGGUAUUCAGCCACGAGAGCAAGCUGAACAACCACACGCUGGAGAAGCACGGCGAGGAGCUCCCCGCGGGGGACCAGCGCGGGCGCAAGCGUUACAUGAAGGUGGUGCCCGCCAUGUGCGACAUAUGUGGCAAGAUCAUUGCGGACCAGUACCACAUGGUGUACCACCAGCGCAUCCACACGGGCGAGAAGCCGUACGCGUGCACCGAGUGCCCGAAGCGGUUCAGGAUGCCGGAGCAGCUGCAGAACCACGUGCGCAUCCACACGGGCGAGCGGCCGUUCAAGUGCAAGUACUGUCCCAACACGUUCAAGACUUACCCGGCGAUGAGCAGACAUCACCUGGUGCACACGGGCGUGCGGCGCUACCCGUGCUCCGUGUGCGGGAAGCCGUUCGCGACGUCCGCCGAGAUGAAGACGCACGUGCGCACCGUGCACAUGAAGCUGCCGCCGCCGCGCCGCCACCACGCGCGGCGUGACGCGCGACAUGACGCGCGCCAUCCCACACCCGCGCUCGCCGACUAAUACAUACCUACUUCUACUGA
This is a messenger RNA of Manduca sexta (tobacco hornworm), 2103 nucleotides long. Its product is annotated as zinc finger protein 345. Gene Ontology annotation, biological process: regulation of transcription by RNA polymerase II. Gene Ontology annotation, cellular component: nucleus. The transcript has 12 exons. Gene Ontology annotation, molecular function: RNA polymerase II transcription regulatory region sequence-specific DNA binding; zinc ion binding; DNA-binding transcription factor activity, RNA polymerase II-specific. NCBI's taxonomy places the organism in Eukaryota, Metazoa, Arthropoda, Insecta, Lepidoptera, Sphingidae. The coding region runs from base 182 to 2083 and encodes 633 amino acids. The record is from RefSeq and is a predicted model, not a curated record.